AGACAGAUAAAUUGUAGAGAGAGAGAGGGAGAGAAAUUUCUAGACAGAGAUAUAGAGAGAGAGGGGGGGAAACAGAGCAUCUUAUUAGGUUUAUUUCAUCGAAUACCUCAAAGCUAGGGUUUUAAGCCGUUCACGUUGAAGAUAUUUUCUCAUCUGUUAUAUCUCAAUUUGGGGAUAGGGAUAGGGUUUGGUUUAUAGCAAUCCCGUUCCUUUGUCAUCUGUUCUUGUUUGGCUAUCCGUUUGCAGCAUAUAUGUUUAUGUCGAGUGCGUUGAAUCUCUAAAUUGUAUGCGAAAUUGUGGUUUAUGAGAUAGAAAUUUGGCAAUGAUGGACGAGAUCUGGGAAAAAGCGGUAGAGACGGCGCUUGACGGCCAGACGGACGCCUCCUCUGUCAGAAGCUUAACCCUAGACGGAGCAGUGAAGUGCGCCCACGGCCGUCUUCCUCCGCCGUCGCUCUUUGAGAAAUUCCAGAACCUUCAACAUCUUUCCCUCGCAAACAUCGGUUUAUCGUAUCUGGAUCAGUUUCCUCGCCUUCAGAACCUGCAGAAGCUCAUCUUAUCGGACAAUCGAAUAGCCGGCGGACUUGAACUCCUCGUCGAGGCCGGUCUUGAGUCGCUGCGAGACCUCGAUUUGUCGAACAACCGGAUUCAGGAGAUUGAUGAUUUGAGGCCGCUGGCAGAGCUUAGGCUCGUCUCGCUUGAUCUGUACGAGUGCCCGGUCACGCGGGUAAAAGAUUACAGGGCUAGGGUUUUUGGAUUGAUUAAGUCGUUGAAGUACUUGGAUAAAAUGGAUGCUGAGGGGAAUGAGAGGCCGGAAUCGGAUGACGAGGAAGAGGAUGAAGAGGACGAGGAGGAUGAUCCAGGGAGUGGUGAGAUCGACGGGGAAGAUCGGCCCUAUAGGAUGAGUAAUGGACAUAGUACUGCAGGUGAAGGGAUUGUUGAUGUCGAUGAGGAUGAAGAGAGUGAUGCAGAUGAAGAGGAGACCGAGAUUUCCAGAGGGGUGAGUGGAUCGAAUCGGGUUUCAUCACAUCAUCAUUCAAAUGGAUUUAACGCGGAUGAGGAGGAGGAGGAGGGUGAGGAUGAGGAGGAUAAUGACUCGGUGGAGGAGAUCGAUGAAGAUGAUGGUGAGGAGGAAGAUGUUGUUGUGAUCCAUCAAGUGGAGGACAGCGAUGAUGAAGAUGGGGUUGAAGAUGACGACGACGACGACGAGGAUGGGGAUGAGGAUGAUGAUGAAGAUGAAGAAGAAGUGGACAACGAUGAGGGGGAUUUUGGAGAACCAGAGAGUACUGGGAGAUUGACGAGUACAGAAGGGGAGAUUGAUGGACAUGAGCAGGGGGAGGAAGACGCAGAGGAGGAUGACAACGGAGAAACUGGAGAGGAAGAACAAGGUGUUGAGGAAUAUGGAGCGUUUGAAGAUGAAGAGGAUGCUGAGGAUGAGGAGGAAGAUUAUGGAGCAGGCUACCUAGUUCAGCCGGUUGGGCAGGCUGAAGAAGAUGCUGGAGGCAGUGAUAUGGAUCCGGGCAAUGGAGAUGGUUAUCCUGAGUUGGAGGAAGAUGUUGAAGAUGAAGAUGAGGAUGACCAUGAUGGUGAAGUUCAAGUGUUACCUCCAUCUUCUUCGCAAAAAAGAAAGAGAGAUGAGGAUGAUGACGACGAUGGAGGCAGUGAUGGCGACGAGGAAGAUGAUAUUAUUCAGCAUUCCAAGUCAUCGAAGCACAAGUAGCAAUGGCUACGUUGGUUCAAGUUCUGGAUGGAAAAGAUGGAAGUUCAGGCAAAGAAAAUGGCGGGGAGCAGACUGGUAGCUAAGUAUAGUAUUUUGGAGGGAAUUCUCUGCCAUUGGGACGGGUAUAAAUGAAGUUGAAAAGGUAGGUAGUCUGUGUUUCCCGGUUGCGUCUGCUGGGGUAGCCGUUAAACUUGGUAUUCAAAUGGCAGUUAGGAAGUGGUGCAAUGCCUGUGCUUCCCGCUCUAAGUUUAAAAGGGCACUUGAAUUGGUGGAGGGAAAGUAAAGACACUUGAUAUAUAUAUAUUUGAAUUUUAAGUUUGUUGGAGCAAGUUUUCAAUUGGCUUGUAAAACAGUUGUAGAAAGGUUUUGGCGACCCAUGUGUUACAUUGAAAUCAAUCAAAAUGGGCUUCGUUUCCGGGUACAAA
This is a messenger RNA of Diospyros lotus (date-plum), 2142 nucleotides long. Its product is annotated as acidic leucine-rich nuclear phosphoprotein 32-related protein. NCBI's taxonomy places the organism in Eukaryota, Viridiplantae, Streptophyta, Magnoliopsida, Ericales, Ebenaceae. The record is from RefSeq and is a predicted model, not a curated record. Gene Ontology annotation, molecular function: histone binding. Gene Ontology annotation, cellular component: nucleus. The coding region runs from base 323 to 1717 and encodes 464 amino acids. The transcript has 2 exons.